AUGCCAGACAGUGGCAAACGCCCAACCCAAGCAGGGGCCCCAGGACACCGCAACACAAAGAACAACGCUACCGACACUGGAUCCGACACUCUGUCCAGCACGCCGCCACAAAGGGAGCACAAGGCAAAGACAAAGCACGCAGUGGGCCACCGAUUAUACGGCAGGGUCCCCAGCACCCGGGCGCUCCAGAAGCUGAAGGCGCACGCAGGCGAGCGCGAUGCGAGCAAACACCUCCGGCGCCAGACAUCAACACCAGGGAGUCCCACGACGCCAACGAUGCAGGGCAUAGACGAGCCCAAAUUCCCGCGCAGUGAAACCGCAGCGCCCACCCGCCCCAGCACCCUCCGCCGCAACAAGUCGCACGCCGAAGUCAAGAAGGCCAAAGUCGCCACGGCCAUGAAGCGCUCCGCAAGCCAUACAAGUAUCAUCCACCAGAGCAAGUCCAGCGUACAUUUCGACCUCGCCAACACUACGACUAACGGCGACGACCACGACGACGGCUGGACCGAAGCAAGCGGCUCCGCCUCCCCGUCCCUCUCCCGCGCCAACUCCGUCGCAGGCGCCUCCUGCGGCCGCAACUCCGCCAGACCCCCCGCGAGCGUGGCGAACUCUAUACCCCCCUCCCUCGCCGCCUCGCCGGCGAAACUCCGCGUCGACGCCCGCGACUGGUCGAAGCACGAGAGGACACACAGCGCGCCGGACGCGCACCAGAUUACCUCACGGCUCCUGCAGCGCACGCCCUCGCUCGGCGCGGCACCCAAGAUGUCUACUGUGUCCGCGACGGCGGUGGCCCCCGGGACCUCGCAAGUCAGCGACCUAGUACCCAGCUCUGGAUCCGCAACUCCACACACCGACUCGCACAAAUCGGAGCUGAUAUCACGCUUCAAGGGGUCCGGAUCAGGGACACCCGGCGACACCUCACCCUUCCUACAAUCCCACCAUCCUACAUCUACAAAGAAAGCCGAGGCGGCCAAUGGCGCCGCAACGCAGGAAUCGGAAGCCGCAAAUUUCGCCCUCAACAGCCGCCGCGCAAACUCAAUGUCGAAUCUCAAAGCCCGCGGCAUCGAGCCCGACGACUCCUCCGACGACGACCGCGCCCUCGCGCCCCGAGGCCGGAAAUCAAGCACCCACUACAUCCCCCCCCAGCAAUCACGAACACAGCAGAAACUCUGGCUCCAGCGCGCGUCCUCGAAUAUCGAGCCCGCGCAGCUUGCGCCUGCUGGGGCGCUGGGACUGGGUCUGGGGGGGUUGCCGGUGGGAAUGGGCAUGGGAAUGGGCAUGGGGCUUAAUGUGCAUGCGUCGCCGCUGGUGGGGAGUAUUGGGAGUGGAUACGGCCCUGAGGGCGGGGCGGGGGAUCCGAGGAUUAGGAUGCAGCUUGAGAAGACGGGGUCGGCGUUUAUGGUUGUGAGGAGGCAUCAGGAUCCGAUUGCGAAGAGUGUGAGGAGGUUGUUGGUGUUGCCGGGAGGGGAGAAGGGGAGGAGGAUUCCGGGGACGGGGAGGGUGAAGGCGGGGAAGAGGGUGGGGCUUAGUCAGAGUCUUAGGGAGGGGAGGUCCAAGGGGGGGCUGCCGAGUGGGAGUUUGGAGGAUGCGAGGCCCGGGGGGAGUUUUGAGGAGGGGAGUCCGGUGGGGAGUGUGCAGAGUGGCGGGGGGGAUGAUGGGUUGGCGGCUAUUUUGAGGGGGUUAUGGGAGAAGGGGCCGGAGUUGAGCUCGAGUAGUUGAGGAGGCAGAAGGGGGGGUGUGGUUUCUUGGGGGAAGGAGUAAGCGCUGGGCAGGGAUGGCCGGAAUUUGGCAGGGCGCGGCUGCUGCUAUAGGCGCCCUCUACCUCCUCUUGGGGAGAGUACCGGAAUACGCAUACAGAAUCGUAUGGGAUCUCUGGUGGCCGGGACUUCUCACUUUUGGCGCAACAGAGUAGAAGGCUGAGCAGUAGAAUCCAGUAUAUGGAA
Messenger RNA from Pseudogymnoascus destructans, 1943 nucleotides. RefSeq lists its product as uncharacterized. Lineage: Eukaryota; Fungi; Ascomycota; Leotiomycetes; Thelebolales; Thelebolaceae. Gene Ontology annotation, cellular component: TORC1 complex; fungal-type vacuole membrane. The record is from RefSeq and is a predicted model, not a curated record. The coding region runs from base 1 to 1719 and encodes 572 amino acids. The transcript has a single exon.